GUCGGCUGUCCCAGGAUGCGGGCUCCGGGCGCGGGCGCGGCCUGCGUGGCCUCCGGGGCGCUGCUGUGGCUGCUCGGGCUGCCGUGGACCUGGAGCGCGGCCGCGGCGUUCGGCGUCUACGUGGGCGGCGGCGGCUGGCGCUUCCUGCGCAUCGUCUGCAAGACGGCCAGGCGGGACCUCUUCGGCCUGUCCGUCCUCAUUCGUGUGCGCCUCGAGCUGCGGCGACACCAGCGUGCAGGCCACACGGUGCCCCGCAUCUUCCAGGCGGUGGCGCGGCGGCACCCGGAGCGCCUGGCCCUGGUGGACGCGGGCAGCGGUGCGUGCUGGACCUUCGCCCAGCUGGACGCCUACUCCAACGCCGUGGGCCACCUCUUCUGCCAGCUGGGCUUCGCGCCAGGCGACGUAGUGGCCAUCUUCGCUGAGGGCCGGCCCGAGUUCGUGGGGCUAUGGCUGGGCUUGGCCAAGGCGGGCAUGGUGGCCGCGUUGCUCAACGUGAACCUGCGACGGGAGCCCUUGGUUUUCUGUCUGGGCACAUCGGGUGCCAAGGCCCUCAUCUAUGGCGGGGAACUGGCAGCGGCCGUGGCCGAGGUGACCCAGCAGCUUGGCAAAAGUCUGGUCAAGUUCUGCACGGGCGAGCCGGGCCCGGAGGGCGUCUUGCCGGACACGCGCCUGCUGGAUCCGAUGCUGGCUGAGGCGCCCACGACGCCUGUGCCUCAGCCCCCGGGCAAGGGCAUGGACGACCGUCUGUUCUAUAUCUACACGUCGGGCACGACGGGGCUGCCCAAGGCCGCCAUUGUGGUGCACAGCAGGUACUACCGCAUUGCCGCCUUUGGCCACCACGCCUACCGCAUGCAGACGGCCGACGUGCUGUACGACUGCCUGCCCUUGUACCACUCGGCAGGUAACAUCAUGGGUGUGGGCCAGUGCCUGCUGUACGGGCUGACCGUGGUCCUCCGCAAGAAGUUCUCAGCCAGCCGCUUCUGGGAUGACUGUGUCAAGUACAACUGCACGGUAGUGCAGUACAUCGGUGAGAUCUGCCGCUACCUGCUCAAGCAGCCGGUGCGGGAGGCGGAGGGCCGCCACCGCGUGCGCCUGGCCGUGGGCAACGGGCUGCGGCCCGCCAUCUGGGAGGAGUUCACGCAGCGCUUCGGGGUGCGCCAGAUCGGGGAGUUCUACGGAGCCACCGAGUGCAACUGCAGCAUUGCCAACAUGGAUGGGAAGGUCGGCUCCUGUGGCUUCAACAGCCGCAUCCUCACCCACGUGUACCCCAUCCGGCUGGUGAAGGUGAGCGAAGACACAAUGGAACUGCUGCGGGAUGCCCAAGGCCUGUGCGUCCCCUGCGAGCCCGGUGAGCCCGGUCUCCUGGUGGGUCAGAUCAACCAGCAGGACCCCCUGCGCCGCUUCGACGGCUAUGUCAGCGAGAGCGCCACCAGCAAGAAGAUCGCGCACAGCGUCUUCCGCAAGGGCGACAGUGCCUACCUGUCAGGCGAUGUGUUGGUCAUGGAUGAGCUGGGCUACAUGUACUUCCGGGACCGCAGCGGGGACACCUUCCGUUGGCGCGGGGAGAAUGUGUCCACCACGGAGGUGGAGGGCGUGCUGAGCCGCCUGCUGGGCCAGACGGACGUGGCCGUGUACGGGGUGGCCGUGCCAGGCGUGGAAGGAAAGGCAGGCAUGGCAGCCAUUGCCGACCCGCAGGUCCAGCUGGACCCCAACGCCCUGUACGUGGAGCUGCAGAAGGUGCUGGCUCCCUACGCUCGACCCAUCUUCCUGCGCCUGCUGCCCCAGGUGGACACCACAGGCACCUUCAAAAUCCAGAAGACGAGACUGCAGCGGGAGGGCUUCGACCCACGCCAGACCUCGGACCGGCUCUACUUCCUGGACCUCAAGCAGGGCCACUACCUGCCCCUGGAUGAGGCCGUCUACACUCGCAUCUGCUCGGGCGCCUUUGCCCUCUGAGGCUCUCGCCUCCUGGCUGGGGGGCUCAUAGCAGAGUAGGAGGGAGUGGGCUGUUCCCCUUCCCCACACCAUGUCACCACGCACCCACCUGGCCCAGGUCCCUUGGGUGGGGCUGGGAAACUGGAAUGUCGCAGGAGCCUUUGCCUGCCUCCUGCCUUCACACUCCUGUGGCCUCAUCUCUCCCUGUCCUCCUCCUGGCUCCCCCAACCCCCACUCCAGGGGCCGAGGUGGGGGACCUUGGUCUCUCUGGGUCCCACCCUGCUGUGCCUUAUAAGCCCUCUCCCUCGAGGGGCCAGGGGUGUUCUGCCCGGCCCCGCAGGCUGCAAUGAGGGGAGCGGGGUCACCAAGGAGCCCCCAAGGGACCGGCAUCUUCUCUAGCCUGAGCCAUCUGCCUUGUGCAUGUCUGAAUCCUGUGCCCAGUCUUCCAGGACCACGGCAUCCCCUCAAAGCCCUGGAAGUUUCCAGAAUGGACUGUGUCCACCACGACACUGGCCCCAAGGGGCCCAGCUCGGGGCACUUCACCCUGGCAGUGUGAUCAGGCAUGCCCUAGCCCCGCGUUGGUGGCUUUGUGGCUCUCCUGUCCCUGUGGUCCUCAUCGGUGGCUCCCAGCCUGGCUGUCGCUGCCCACCGCCCUGUCCACUCUCCGGCAGGCAGCGGUGUGAGGUCAGUAGAGACAGAACCAGUGAGGACCUGU
This is a messenger RNA of Ochotona curzoniae (black-lipped pika), 2650 nucleotides long. RefSeq names its product solute carrier family 27 member 1 (gene SLC27A1). The coding region runs from base 16 to 1956 and encodes 646 amino acids. Gene Ontology annotation, biological process: adiponectin-activated signaling pathway; phosphatidic acid biosynthetic process; response to insulin. Gene Ontology annotation, cellular component: plasma membrane; mitochondrial inner membrane. The record is from RefSeq and is a predicted model, not a curated record. Lineage: Eukaryota; Metazoa; Chordata; Mammalia; Lagomorpha; Ochotonidae. Gene Ontology annotation, molecular function: long-chain fatty acid transmembrane transporter activity; long-chain fatty acid-CoA ligase activity; fatty acid transmembrane transporter activity. The transcript is spliced from 12 exons.